UCGAAAUCUAGUCUAGGGUUUAAAAUAGGUUUGAUCUCACUCCGAGGAAGAAACAAAACAACACGUUUGUUCUCAACGCUUUCUUCUUCGUGUCAUACGAACUUCUUUGGGAUCUUUCUUUCUCUCUAAUUACUCAAUCAAGGGUUAGGUUAAAAAUGCGGAGGAACAGUCCAGGUGGUUACUACAGUCCUCCCCGGAGAGGAUACGGCGGGAGGGGUGGAGGUAGGAGAGGAUACGGUGGUGGUGGUGGUGGAGGUGGUGGAGGUAGGCGUAGGGAAAGCAACAAUGGAAGUCUUUUGGUUCGGAACAUUCCUUUAGAUUGUAGACCUGAGGAGCUGAGAGCACCGUUCGAGCGAUUUGGACCGGUUCGCGAUGUUUACAUACCCAAGGAUUAUUACUCUGGACAACCUCGAGGCUUUGCAUUCGUGCAGUUUGUGGAUUCAUAUGAGGCCUCCGAGGCGCAGUACCAUAUGGACAGACAAAUUUUUGCUGGAAGGGAAAUAUCUGUAGUUGUGGCUGCAGAGACAAGAAAAAGGCCAGAGGAGAUGCGUCACAGGACUAGUAGAUCCAGAGGACCAGGGAGCUAUGGGGGGCAAAGGUCUUCCUACCAUGGGCGUUCUCGAUCUCGUUCAAUUUCCAGAUCAAGAUCACCUCCUUAUCACUCUGGUUCUAGAAGCCGCUAUCGCUCAAGGUCCAGGUCGUUCUCUCCUCCCCCAAGACGUGACUACUCUGUUUCUCCUAGAAGGCAUGCAGAACGCCCUAGAUCACCUAGAAGUCCUCCUAGAAGCCCUCCUAGAAGUCCUCUUGUGGAGCGAGAUGGGGAUCAUAAACGCAGGUCGUAUUCUCCAGCUUAUGGCAAUGGUGCUGAUCAGAAUCAAAGCAAUGGAUAUGCUGAGAAAUUGUACAAAUCUGAGGCUGAUCGAGGCCAGUGGAAGUCAUCGGCACAAAGAUCAUCAAGAUCACCCCCUGGAUCUAGAUCUAGAUCAAGAUCUGUUGAUUUGUCACCUAGACGUGGAAGAUGAGGUUGCAUUGCAGGUAUGUUGGCAAUGCGCUACUGGGCUAUGUACAAUUUCUUUGAUUUACCAGAACAUUUACAAAAACAUGUAGACUGCUUAAAAGUUUGUGUAUUAUGAUGGGUGAAUGUAUAAUUUUAUGCUUGUUGCUGAUGUGGGUGCUUUUCUUUUCGGAAUUCUGAACUUAUGCAGUAAGACUUUAACCAGACAGAUGAAUUAUUGAGGAUUUGAGCGUUUAUUUUUCA
Messenger RNA from Trifolium pratense (red clover), 1258 nucleotides. Its product is annotated as serine/arginine-rich SC35-like splicing factor SCL30. The transcript has 8 exons. Bases 156 to 1022 code for a protein of 288 amino acids. The record is from RefSeq and is a predicted model, not a curated record. Gene Ontology annotation, molecular function: RNA binding. NCBI's taxonomy places the organism in Eukaryota, Viridiplantae, Streptophyta, Magnoliopsida, Fabales, Fabaceae.